Molecule: messenger RNA, 1635 nt
Organism: Bradysia coprophila
Lineage: Eukaryota; Metazoa; Arthropoda; Insecta; Diptera; Sciaridae
Product: facilitated trehalose transporter Tret1-like
Biological process (GO): transmembrane transport
Cellular component (GO): membrane
Molecular function (GO): transmembrane transporter activity
Source: RefSeq, a predicted model, not a curated record
UCAUCCAGCACCUGAUACGCCAAUUUAAAUGAACGAUUUGUUUUUAAAGACAUUCAACAAUCGAUAGCUCUAAAGGUUAAAUUACGUAUCAGCUUCUGUAAAUUAAAUUUUAGUUCUUUUUUCGAUAGUGGAUGUGUUUGGUCAAUAAAAUUCGCUUGAAAAAUUUGAAGAGAUAAACGUAAAAUUAUGAAACUACCCGGUGCCUACGCCAGUGUUGAUUUUAGACAUGUUAAAAAUCAAUAUAUUGCGGUUUUCUGGGCCAACAUGUGCGCUAUUUCGUAUGGAAAUCUAAUUGGUUGGUUAUCACCGUCACUCCUACUACUUCUUUCACAAAAUUCACCGAUAGAUACUGGUCCAAUAAACACAACUCAAGCAUCAUGGUUAGGAUCGAUAUCCUAUCUGGGCGGAUUUUUCGGAACUUUCAUAUUUUUGGUCAUCAUUAAACUGCUGGGAAGGAAAAUUGCUUUUUGCAUUCUGGCAAUUCCGUAUUUUCUUUUCUGGUUGACUGUAGUACUAGCCAAUAGACUGGAAUUUUUAUACGCUGCCAGAGUAAUAGCUGGGAUAGCCGGUGGUGGAACAAGCAUUGCGAUUCCUUUAUUCGUUUCGGAAAUAGCCGAUGAUACUAUCAGAGGUAUGCUGGGCUCGAUGCUGAUGGUUUUCGCAUGCUUCGGAAUUCUGCUGGCUUAUGUGACUGGAUCGUAUAUGACUUACAAAACAGCGCCAUACGUUAUGAUGGUAUUCCCUGCCGCUUUGUUUGCUUCAUUUGCAUUUCUUCCGGACACUCCCAUGUCUUUAAUGUCACGGAACAAAGCGGAGGCGGCCGAAAGGUCUCUCAAAUUUUACAAAAAUUGUACGGGCGGUUCAAAGCAAGAUAUCGAUAGAUUUGAAACGGAAAAGGCAAAACUGUACUCAACGAUUAAGGCAAACCAGGAAAAAGGGGAAAAAUUGGUCUGGGCAGAUUUUACCACCAAGGAAGCACGAGUCGGCAUCGCCAGAGGCCUAUGCGUAGUUCUACUGAGCAUAUUCUGUGGAUCACCGGUACUAUUGAAUUAUGCGUCGAUUUUAUUCGCAAAUUCUGGAUCCGGUCUCGAUCCGUCAUUGUCUGCUAUCGUUAUGAUCACCAUUCAAUUGAUAGCCACAGCUACAUCAUCUUCAUUGGUUGAUCGAAUCGGAAGACGCAUUCUGUACAUACUAUCCUCUGGUGGAACGGCAAUUGGAAUGGCAGCCAUGGGAACGUACGUUUAUCUAUCAUUUAAGGGAACCGAUUUGACUGGCUUCGAUUGGGUACCAGUUACCAGUCUAUCAUUCGCUGUCUUAUCUUGUAAUAUCGGACUGAUUCCGUUGGUGUUUGUUGUUUUGUUGGAAGUGCUUCCAGCAAAGAUUCGAACGGUUGCGGCAACUUUAUGUUUGUCCCUAAUCAGUUUCUUCAUGUUUUUAAUGGUGAAAUUUUAUCCAAUAAUUGCGGAAGCUGUAAACAUGCAUUCUUGUAUGUGGUUCUUUGCACUCGUAAGUGUGUCGGGAGUAAUUUUUGCGAUCUUCUUUUUGGAGGAAACUAAAGGAAAAAGCAUCAACACAUGAAAUGUGUAGCAAUAUUUCGAAGCGAUGUAGCGUGUAAAUACAAUUACGAUUGAUAUU